AUGACAAAGUAUUUUCAACAGAAGUGCUUCAGAUACUUUGAAGUUGGUGUUCGCAAAAACACAUCUGCAGAAAUGAAUGAUCCUGCAAUGUACUUUUAUGAUAAGUACAAGUAUGAUCUUAUUUAUGCAGGUCUAAACGUAGAUUAUGUUCUCAAGUUUCUCAUGGAUCAAGAGAGAACUGCAGCAGGCAAUCUGCGCACCAAGGCAGAUAUGCAAAAGUUUCGAGAUGCUAUCAAGUGGGGUGCCCAAAUCCGUGGCAAAGCACUGUCCCAAGAGUGCUGGGACAAAUUUGAUCUUUAUCUUUUCUCCUACAAGCGACAGGUUGCAGCUGGGAAGGGGAAUGGGGAUGUCCAAACAAAGGAGGCAGACCCAAUCACAAAAGAGCUUUACAUGUUAAUUUGCAAGUGGGCGUCUGAAGAUGGCAAUACAAUGGUAGACUUUUGGACAAAGACCCAGUGGAACUGCAUGAGCCGUUGUGGCAACAUUGACUACCUUGGAUUCAGCAACUUCAGAAUUGUUUUGGAUGCACAUGCUGUUACACAUGACACUACAAAAAAGGAUAAAGAUGGCGAUAGAUGUUUUGCUAAACACAUUUAUGCAAAUCAUGAGUAUCACUAUUUGUGCCAGUGGACAGCCAUGGGGCACUUCAAUGCUUACGGUUUGCGGAAAGGAGCCGCAAGCUAUGCAAGCUCAGGAACCACAUGUGCCCCGUCCCUUUCUUCUAUUACACACCGUGGUGAUUGGUCAAUGGGCUCCGUCUUUGACAUAUACUGGAGAUUUUUGCCAGUUGGCAAUCAUUACUUGGGCCAGAUACUAUCAGGAAAGGACCCAAUGAAACCAUCAUUCAAGACCUUACCUCCACAUUGGAAAAUGGCAAAUCCGAUGGGCCACCCACUGAUCCGCGAAGUCAUGAGCGCCAACUUUGGUCCCAUCUUAAAAACACAUAGUGAAGCGGACUAUGAUCGUACAGGUUUGUUGUUGCGUUGCCUAUGGCAUGCCAAGUCGUUCCAGGAGUACAUUGCCCAUAACCCAAGCAACGAACUUGUCAAGGUUCCAUUCUACAACAUGAGAGGAUCAGAAAUUGACGCAUUGCAACAGCUUAUCACUGUUGAACCAACUCCCGAUGUCAUGACCACUGUUACUGGCGUCCCGCCACACAUUGAAACAACUUGCCAAAUGAAGGCAAUUCAUGACAACUUAAUACAGUUACUUGCACAAACAAGAAUCAGUGAGGACAACCAGAAGCAGCGCGACGAGCAAUUGAAGGCAGACCUUGUUGCGGCUGUUCACCAUGGAAUAGAGCAGAAUGCAAUUUCGAACGGCAACAUUACUGCAAAAGGUAUCAAUGACAUCAUUCAAAAGCACCAAGACGCAACAAAUAAACAACUUACCGAACAUUUGCAAGCAAUGCUUAGGAGCCUGCCUCCUCAGUUCCAAGGUGGUCAGCCAGCUCAGAUUCCGCCACCUGGAAAUCAAGUUCAGCAAGGGGGUGGAUUGUUGCUUCAAAAGCCUGAUCAAGGAAAAUACUUUUACACCGAAAGGUUCUGGUCCGUUCCGGAAGGCUUUGAGUUCCCUCCAAAGCCAAACCUUCCCCAAGCGCUUCGAUGCUGGCUCAAGGGUAUAAGGAAGGUAUCGCCGUCAGAAAUUGUUAAGAAUGGAAAUCCGUCAGAUAAAACUUACUUGGAAUCGAGGCAGAAGGCAAAACCUGCCGCACGACAGUAUAAAAAUCGAGUCCGACCGCUGGCUAAAAAUCCAAAGUACCUCAGAAGAGGAAAGCAAAAGACAACAGCAAAUGCAACGAAUCCAGCAAGAUUGCAACAGGCAACAAUUCAUGCAGGAGCGGGUAUCUUGCUUGAGCCGAUAGACCACUCACCUCGUGUCUUGAAUUCGACUCGAUAUUCAAUUGAAGCAAAUGCAGAACAGGAUCGAAUGAUGGAAGAGUAUGGUGUUGGUCGUGGUCCAACUGGGCCUCCAGCUGUUGCCAUCGGACAUCACGACCAAACAUCACCCACAUAUCUUCAAGAACUCAUUGACAGAUUUGGAAUCAGGCAUCCAUAUCCGCCAAUAUCAGUUCCAGGACCACUAGGACCAUGUGCUUGUGCCGGUUGCUCCAAAGAGUUGGAACUUGGGCGACACCGAUGUGCCCGAUGCAACAUCGUCAUUCACAAUAACUGUGCGAUGGAUCGAAAUUGGUACAUGCAAAAGAAUGGUGAGGAAAUGUGUUUUUGUAGUGAUCAGUGCAAAAAGAAUCUUCCCGGUGGAAGAUACUUGUAG
Molecule: messenger RNA, 2274 nt
Organism: Cylindrotheca closterium
Lineage: Eukaryota; Bacillariophyta; Bacillariophyceae; Bacillariales; Bacillariaceae
Source: the annotation of a GenBank genome assembly